AACUAAAGUAGGCAUCCAGUCGUGGCCAGUAGGAGCGGCGCUUGGUGAUUCUUGGCUACCGAGCCGACAUGGCCGAGUUAGAGCUGAAGCGAUGGAAGGGGAAGCAGGAUGAAAUGACUGGAGCUUACUGGAGGAAAACAAAAGAAGCCAGAAAACAGGCAAUAAAAAACUUCAAAGAACAGAAAUUCUUGAAGAAGCUUGAGAAACAAAGGGCUGAGCAGCAGAAAACAGAAAAAGACCAAGAGGAAAAGAAAGAACAGAAAGAGAGGCUGCCUACUGUCAGUGUGGCGUUGCCAGGGUCAGUUCUGGAUAAUGCCCAAUCUCCAGAUCUCAGGACAUAUUUGGCUGGACAGAUAGCUCGUGCAUGUACUGUGUUCUGUGUGGAUGAAAUUGUAGUCUUUGAUGAACAAGGAGAAGAUGCAAAAACCGUGGAAGGUGAAUUCCAAGGAAUUGGGAAGAAGGGCCAUGCCAGUGUGCAACUUGCACGGAUUUUGCAGUACCUUGAAUGUCCACAGUACCUAAGGAAAUCUUUCUUUCCAAAGCAUCGGGAUCUACAGUUUGCAGGUCUCCUAAAUCCACUGGACAGUCCACACCAUAUGAGAAUUGAUGAAGCUUCAGAAUAUCGGGAGGGAGUGGUUGUUGAUAAGCCUUCUAAGUCUAACAAAGGAUCAUUUGUUAAUUGUGGCAUGAGAAAGGAUGUACAGAUUGACAGAUGUCUUCGGGCUGGCCUCCGUGUUACAGUUCAAUUACACAAGAAUAAACAUCCAGAGAGCAAAAGGUUUAAGGGUACAGUUGUCGCACCUCAUGUUCCUCGGAUGGAAUCUGGUCUUUACUGGGGUUACACAGUUCGACUGGCUUCUUGCCUCAGUGCUGUAUUUACAGAGUGCCCAUUUGAAGAUGGAUAUGAUCUUACAAUUGGUACAUCUGAGCGAGGGUCAAAUGCUGAUGGCACUACGCUUCCUUCAUUCAGGCACAUGUUGGUAGUGUUUGGUGGUCUUAAGGGACUUGAGGCCAGUGUUGACGCUGACGAAAACCUCAAGCUUACAGAGCCAAGUGUCCUCUUUCACCACUAUCUCAACACCUGUCCUGGUCAAGGCAGCCGUACCAUCCGCACUGAGGAAGCCAUUCUCAUCACUCUUUCUGCAUUACGACCAAAGAUCGACAGUGCACUCGGAAGAGCCGAUUCAAGUUGAAUUAAAGGGAACAUUUACAAUAUGGCAUCUUUUACUCUAACCUUGGAGGAUCGUUAAUUAUCAACUAUUGCUUGUUCUCCUGGCAGAUAUUGGAGCUUAUUCUACCAUGUGUUGCCCCUUUUUAUGUAGGAAUCUGCAGAAUGUUUACCAGUUAAAAGAACUAUUGGUGAAGAUUUUUAAUACUAUUAUUGAUCUUCAAGCAUUCAAGUACAGUAAUGAUAUAGAACACAAAAGACUAUGAUGUAUGUGGAAUAAGGACUUUUUUUGCUUCUGAGUGUAAAAUAGUUGCAGAUCAGAAGCAGACUAUAUAUAGAUUCAUGGUUUUCUAAUUUUUGUUGAAUUACCCAUUUUUCCUGUUCCUCCUUCCUGCCAUCUGCUGUAUUGCUCCAGAUCCCUCAAAUAAUCUUCUUGACUAUUUCUAGCUAUUCAUCUCUAUCCAAAGCAGUUGGGCUCAGCUUAGUCGUACAUAGCCCAAAUACAUAAAGUCCUUCAGAUCACCAUUGAAAUACUGUCAAGACGCAAAUUAAAUUAAUCAACUUUAUCAGUA
Hypanus sabinus (Atlantic stingray) is the source of this 1740-nucleotide messenger RNA. It is a transcript of the gene spout1, whose product is annotated as SPOUT domain containing methyltransferase 1. Gene Ontology annotation, cellular component: mitotic spindle; kinetochore; spindle pole centrosome. Gene Ontology annotation, molecular function: miRNA binding. Gene Ontology annotation, biological process: maintenance of centrosome location; miRNA processing. The coding region runs from base 69 to 1193 and encodes 374 amino acids. The transcript is spliced from 12 exons. Lineage: Eukaryota; Metazoa; Chordata; Chondrichthyes; Myliobatiformes; Dasyatidae. The record is from RefSeq and is a predicted model, not a curated record.